GAAUCGUUAACCGAGGUUCUCAGGCUGAGGCAAAAGAUGACAGAGUUAGAUACAUUACAAUGUGAUCGAGCGGGACACAGGCCAGGGCAUUUGGGACCCGCCUGUGAACAUGCACGACACACUACUGGUCACUGACUUGCCGACCUACAAAAUCGUGCGCCCAGAAGCUUGUUAUUAAGCUAGCCCUGCAUUAAAAGCUUACUCCAUACAUUGCACCCUCUCUGCUGCAAGAUGAACACCACCAGCUUCUUUAAGGGCCCAGCCGUGAAAGCCGCGUGCAUCGCUAUCCUGGCGGGCACCGCCACGUUCGUGCUCGCUCGGCGAGGAGGCUUGCUACGGAUCCUUCGCCGCAAAAGCGACUGUAAACCCAAGGACAAGUCAUGCAGCGCGAAAAGCGGUAUCGCGACUGUUUCAUCUUCGCCCAACGACGCGGCCGCGGUGCCUUUGCGCGAUGACCUGCAGCCGACGAAGGCCGCCGAUGAGGCCGCUGACGCCACCUCCAGCAGCGGCGGUGCCAGCAGCCCUAGCGGCGAGCUCGCUCUGGCCGCCGUCAACGACAAGUCCAGCUCGGGCCCCUCCGACGCCUCCACGGGCGGCUGCGCCUCCUCCGCCAGCUCUGGCAACACGGCGGCCGGCAGCCUCAGCGGCACGGGCCUCUCCGCCUUCCGUGGGGACAACGCCGCGUGCAGCGCCACCACCGCUGACACCAUCGCCACUGCUUUCCCCAACAAUGCCAAGGAGGCACAGGAGGUCAAGGCCUUCAUCAAGCAAAACGGUCUUACGCUCUGCAUCCCCCAGCGCGAGCUGGGCAAGGGCGCAUUCGGCCAUGUGGAAAUGGUGAUCAUCACCCUGCCUGACGGCACCACCGUCAAGGCCGCACGCAAGACCCUGCACGCGUGUGAGACCAAGGGCGCUGUGGCUGCACUACGCCGCAUACUGAACCAGGAGCUGGCAGGGCUGGCUGCUGCCGCGGGCUGCGAGCACGCGGUGCAGUGCCUGGGCUACCGGCUGCCGACUGAUGACGACAAGCGGGCGGAGCUGCUGCUGAGCUGUGCGGAGGGCGGCUCCGUAGAGAACCUGCUGAAUGCGCUGGCCAAGGAGCACUUUGAUCGCAUUGACAACGCGCCCGAGCGCCGGCGCACCGGCAAGAACAAGGACAAGUAUGAGAUGCUGCCGUACCCCGGCAACACGCUCAUGGAUGAGGCUGACCUGAAGGGCAUGCUGCGUGCCAUGGCGCCCUUCAUCAAGCACCUGAACGCUCGCGGCUACAUGCACUUCGACCUGAAGCCCGCCAACCUGCUAUACGACAUCGCGCCUGAUGGCAGCAAGGUCUUCCGCGUGUGCGACUUCAACCUGGCAGUCAAGACCGACAGCAAUGGCCGCGUCGCGCGCGCCCAGGGCGGCACCCGCGGCUUCUGGGCGUGGGAGACGUACUGCCAGCUGGAGGGCCUGGAGGUGAAGCACCCCAUCACCCGGGCCGCUGACGUGGCCUCCAUGGGGCUGGUGCUGGCGGACGCCGCCGGGCUGCACUGCCUGGGGGGCGGGACCCAGGCCUACCUGGAGUACCUGCGCGACCUGCCCCGCCGCACGCCGCCCGCGCUCAAGGAACUGAUCGAGUGGAUGGUGGCGGAGGACCCCGCCGCACGCCCCACUCCGGACCAGAUCCUGGCGCACCGGUGGCUGACGGAGUAGUGACGUGGCUAUUGCGAAGGUGACGGGUUGCAAGUAGCUGUGAUGAGACGGGGGGCAAGGGCGCGGGGGCACGCACGGCAUCAGCGGUUCCCCCUGCACGGCAUGGUUGCAUGGCAAAGCUUGCAGGCCGUGGUGCGUCGCUAGGGCGAUUGGGGUUGCAUUGAGAACAGUGGCUCAAUUGGGGACGCCAUGCACCCACAGCAGCUGCAGGGGUAUUGCACUUGACAGGACGGUUGGGCUUUCAGCUUUUAUCUUGUGCUGUGCCAGUCUGUAUGGAUCCACCGGUUUUGUUUUGCAUACGGCUCGUGCCAGCUCGUGCUGUCGUGCCUGGCCACAACCACAGUGACUUCUGCAUGUUGGUUGCCACAAACGUGUACAUGUGUGUCUGGGAUCGUGCGUCCUUAUACAUGGCUCACGUAGCCUGAAUGGUAAUAAGACUUGAUGACUAGCUGAGACUGCUUAGAUUGCAUUGGUAACAAGAGGGACGCAGUUCACGCGCCAGUGACUGCUUAGGAUUUCAGUACGUAGGGUUGUGAAAGCGUUUUCCUUGUAAGGGGCCCGUAGGCCGGCAAUCAUGCAGGACCGCCAGUGAGGCGAGGUAGCGUAGUUGGCCAUCGACGGCGAUGCUGGACUGCGUGCCCGAUGAGCUGCUAGUGCUGGCGGGGGCUGGGGGCAUAUGAAAUGUUGCGCACGAGCAGAACAUUCCGGUGUAGCAGCACCGGAAUGUC
Messenger RNA from Chlamydomonas reinhardtii, 2420 nucleotides. RefSeq lists its product as uncharacterized. The coding region runs from base 232 to 1692 and encodes 486 amino acids. Gene Ontology annotation, biological process: protein phosphorylation. The record is from RefSeq and is a predicted model, not a curated record. Lineage: Eukaryota; Viridiplantae; Chlorophyta; Chlorophyceae; Chlamydomonadales; Chlamydomonadaceae. Gene Ontology annotation, cellular component: mitochondrion. Gene Ontology annotation, molecular function: ATP binding; protein kinase activity; holocytochrome-c synthase activity. The transcript has 4 exons.